AUGGACAAGGGCAAAGCGGUGGUGGGCUCCGGCCGCCGGUGGGCUGUGGAUUUCACGGACAACUCAACUUCGCAUUCAUCGCGUGAUAUUCUUGAUCCGCCGGGAUUCACUCGCGCUUCCCAAGAACAGGAUGAUGCAGCUGUGAGCAAACAGAAGAAGGACGCCGAGGCCAAUUGGAAAGCCCAGCAGAAAGCAUGGGAAGUUGCACAAGCGCCCUUUAAGAAUCUGUUCAUGAUGGCAUUCAUGAUGUGGAUGGCUGGAAGCACGGUUCAUCUAUUUAGCAUCGGCAUAACAUUUUCAGCUCUCUUGCAGCCCAUUAAUGCCCUUCGCGGGGUAGGGAAAGUUUUCGAGCCAUACAAGGACAACAAAGUUGAUCUAAUGGCGCCUAAAUUAGUAUUUAUCGCUCUUAAUUUGGUGGGAUUAGGUCUCGGUGUCUGGAAGCUUAAUACGCUGGGUCUUCUUCCAACACAUGUAUCAGAUUGGGUUUCUUCAUUGCCUCCCCCACAGGAUGUUGAGUAUUCUGGUGGAGGUAUCCCACUUUACUAG
Messenger RNA from Striga hermonthica, 546 nucleotides. The record is from the annotation of a GenBank genome assembly. Lineage: Eukaryota; Viridiplantae; Streptophyta; Magnoliopsida; Lamiales; Orobanchaceae.